This is a messenger RNA of Dreissena polymorpha, 2366 nucleotides long. Its product is annotated as protein O-linked-mannose beta-1,4-N-acetylglucosaminyltransferase 2-like. The transcript is spliced from 3 exons. The coding region runs from base 142 to 2241 and encodes 699 amino acids. The record is from RefSeq and is a predicted model, not a curated record. Gene Ontology annotation, biological process: protein O-linked glycosylation via mannose. Gene Ontology annotation, molecular function: protein O-acetylglucosaminyltransferase activity. Gene Ontology annotation, cellular component: endoplasmic reticulum. Lineage: Eukaryota; Metazoa; Mollusca; Bivalvia; Myida; Dreissenidae.
GCACGUAAUAGAUUUGAUAAUGUUCUUAUAAAAUGUUAGUGAGUGUUAACCUUACCACACAACAACAACGAAAACAAUAUUUGUGCAAAGAUUUUUUCAAAUGCAGACAAUUAUUCGAAAACAAUAUACUUGUAUCACAGAAUGACAUCACUGCACAUGCUGGGUCACAUGGUUUCCAUGGCAAUCGUUGCAGCUCUGGUGAAACAGAUUGUACAGCUAAAUAGUCAGGUCAAUGAGUUAAAGGAAGAAAUAUCCAAACUUCACGGACAAAGCAAUUGUGAUCAAUGUGUCAAGGUGGCAGAAGGUGAUGAGAGACAAGAUAUUUCACCGAAAGACAACGAACAAAAACAUAUUCUUAAUAAUGUUCUCCUCUCAGAUGGCGAACAUAUCACUAUUGAAAGCAGUGAAAACCCAAAGGACGCUGCUGGCAAGAAUGAAGUCAUGAAUAAUGUAUUUUAUGAGAAUGAAAAGAGGCAUGAUGAAAAAAAUCCUUCUGAAAAACAUGGCCAAGAAAAUGAAAGUUUUAAACAUAUUGAUAAUAAAAAUAAAUAUAAGUCUGUUGAUUCAGAUACUUUAAAAGAUGAAUUUCAGGAUUUCAGGGAAUCAUCACAAUUGGCUGAUAGCCUGGCAAGCAAAGCCCAGUUUUCAUCUUCAGUAAUGUGCUAUGAAGGCCAAAAUGAACUUUGCAAGUUCGAGAGCAUAUGUUACAGUUCUCGUGUCCAACAGUUUGUUAUUUUUGUAGAUGAAAGUAGUAUUUUUGAUAAUGCAUUGACAAAAGAUGGGUCUGUAUCUGUAAGUUUGGUAUCAGUGCCCGGUCACAAUGCAAAAAGUAUUACCAUAGCAACCCUGCCCAGCAAAGUAUCAGGGAAUAUUGAUAUAAAGUGGGUCAACGAAAUGACUUUGUUGUUUCAGCGUUUUUUACCAGACAAUUUUAUGCACAUGUUUCAUGAUGAUUUGCUUCCAUUGCAUGACACAUUGCAGUUUGUUCAGUCGCAUCAUUCUUGGGAAAGCAAUCAGCCGUAUAAUGUCAAAUUGUUCAUUUUUGAAGAGGAAGACAAUCAAUUAUCAGAAAUUGAUAAAUAUUAUUCAAUAUUUUCAAAACAUGAAAUAAUGUUUAAAAGUGAUUUUAAAGAUUUUCCAACAGAUUUUACAUGUUUUAAAUCCAUGUUUGUUGGUCUAUCAAAAACGACACUGUGGUAUGACUAUGGAUUUACCCAACCUCAGGGUCCUUUGGCAAACAUAAAAGUGAAAGGGUCACACAUCAGAAGAACUGCAGCAUUUAUUAAACAAAAUAUGCCAAGCAACUCCAGGACAGUGGUGGCGUCAAACUAUGUGGUGUUAUUUACCAGGAAAGAAAAUAGAAAGAUAUUGAAUGAAAUUGAUCUUACAUUAGCCAUCAUGAAGUCUACAGGAAUACAGGUUGUGUCGUUGGAUGGGGCUGUACACUCAUUAGCAGAAAUUAUAAGCUAUGUGAAGAACAGUAUGGGAGUCAUCGGGAUGCAUGGCUCUCUGCUUGUAUUGAGUAUGUUUUUAAAACCAGGUUCAUUAGUGUUGGAGUUAUUUCCCUAUGCCAUAAAGGCUGAACACUACACACCAUAUAAAACUUUGUGUGAAAUAGAUGGCAUGUCCUUAAAGUACAAGUCUUGGACCAAUCAGAAACAAGAGAAUUCAGUGGGGCACCCUGAUUGGUCAGAUGAAAUUGGAGGAUUGAGUCACCUGGAAGAGGCUGCAAGGGAGGCCAUUCAGAAUCAGAAAGAGGUUCCACUUCAUUUGUGCUGCAGUGAUCCCUCUUGGCUGUAUCACAUUUACCAAGACACAGUCACGGAUAUUAAUCAGGUCUUAGCAGUAUUGAUGGAGAUACUCAGCAACAGCAAAUUGGAGACGGAACAAAAUUUUAUUAAGCCUGCGGUUUACCCUUCAAAAAUUAUAAAUGUGUCUUGUGUGUAUACUUGUCGAAAAGGUGCAGAUUUAUGUAAUGUUUCUUUAACUUGGGAAACCCCAUGGAUAUUGGAAUAUGUGUUAUAUAGUGAUCUUCAGUACGACAUUAUCCUUCAAGAUGGGCAAACAGGAACAAAUGGCAAUAUUAAAAUGUGGACAGUUGACAUUAACAAUUUUGAUGUUGAGUUACCUGCAAGAUCUUACUUGCACCUACCUCAGAAAUUCCAUGUAUGGAUUAGAGGAAAAUUUAAUGAUAAUAUAAAUGGUCCAUAUAGUGAUUCAUUUUUAUGCAAUCUUGGCUGAACUGUUGAACUAUGAAUUAAAGUCAAAUUAUUAUUUUUCAUGUUCCUUUCAUUGUUAAGAAACCACCUUCGUGUUUAUGCAUGACCUAAAGACAAGAAACUAGCCAACAGGACAAAGCUUUUUAA